AGUCCUGGAGAGAUGCUGUACAAUAUCAUUAUUAAGUGGAAACAUUGGGUACCCUCGCCGUGAAGACCAGUUGAAUACAUACCAUUUUAUAAUGUAGAAAGGAUGUUCUAUAACAACGAUAACCAGCUGUUUGUGAAACGAUCUGAAUGGGGAGGUAAGCAACCUCGUAAAGCAGCCGAAAAAUUACGAGUUUACCCACCAGAGAAAGUGGUAAUUAUUCCCACGGCGACAAAAUUCUGCAAGACUAAAUUUGAGUGCAGUCGGAUAGUAUCUAAUAUCCAGGAAUAUCACAUGAUCAAGCUGAACUUUGAUGACAUCGGCUACAACUUCCUUAUAGGAGACGAUGGUCGGAUAUAUGCGGUACGGGACUGGGGGGUCAUCGGUCAUCAUACUCAUGGCCAGAACAACGUCAGUAUCGGUGUUGCUUUCAUUGGAAAUUACCAGUAUCGAAGCCCAAUACCUCGGCAGGUUGAAGCUCUACAGACACUUUUCGACAUGGGACUUCAGAAAAAAGAGCUUGCCGAGAAUUACAGAGUUAUGGGUCUCAGGCAAGUGAAGGCAGGCGCCUUUAGUCCUGGUAAUGGGCUGUACAACGUCAUGAAAAAAUGGCAACGCUGGUCUCCCAUUAACUAGUAUCAAGACUCUACUAAUAAAAAUGUACCAAAAAUGUAUACAAAUAUAAGUAUGUACAAUUACAUCAUAUGAGGCUAGAAUAGGAAAAAGAAAUGGAUUUUUAAAUUCAUUUGAUUGAGCAAAAGCUGAGCUGUAAGUGUAUACAAAGGCACAUACAUCUAUGGGGAGCUUUUCUAAAAACACGUAAUUCAAAGCACCAACACCUUUGAAGAAAUGUGCCUUGAAAUGGCACGGUCUACCGAAACUUAAUUCGACAGGCCAGUAAGGCGAAAUAAUAACUCUUGAUGUGGAGUAAAGUAUUUAUAUUUUCUCUGGUAUAUAAGGUAAUCUGUAGCUGUCGAGCGUUCGAGAGAGACUGAUGCUUCGAGAUUUUGCUGUCCUCGGUCUGCUGGGGGUAGUUUUGGAGAGGGAAAGUUUUGCUUGCUAGAAUAUCGGAGGGAAAUGCAUUUUAAUUGGCGGAACGGUUUAGGAGGAGGAGUUUUGGGCCUGAAGGAGUGUGCGUGCGGGUUUUUCCGAAGUCUUCCAAAAAAGUGUCCAGAUGUGGGCUUGAGUCGCGCGCGGGGCGCGCGUAGUUGG
Molecule: messenger RNA, 1209 nt
Organism: Nasonia vitripennis (jewel wasp)
Lineage: Eukaryota; Metazoa; Arthropoda; Insecta; Hymenoptera; Pteromalidae
Product: peptidoglycan recognition protein-like
Exons: 2
Coding region: 103-633 (176 amino acids)
Biological process (GO): peptidoglycan catabolic process
Molecular function (GO): N-acetylmuramoyl-L-alanine amidase activity; zinc ion binding
Source: RefSeq, a predicted model, not a curated record